GGCAGCUGGCCGGAUAAACCAGAACAUGGUACUGAUGAGGAGCAGCUCUCUGAGGAACAAACUCCACUUUUCUUAGUUUCUCUAGACAACAAUGACAGUUUGGAUGCAUCAGGAGCUCAGUGGAUCAUUUCUGCAGCUCUGGAGAACUUCUGAGGACGUUUAUCUGGCUUUAUGGAAGCUCUAAAUGUUCUGGAAAUCACAGGUCAGAAGACGAGGAGAACGACUGACUGAAGAAACAGGAAUAAAACAGAAGCAGCUUCUGUUCCUUAGAGGAGGCUGGUGAAGGAUGUCGAGGCCUCCGUCCUCCCAGACCACUCCUCAGUCCUACAGAGUCAGCGACAGAGAUCUGACCGAGAUAGAGCUGCACUCUGUGGACUCCAUCAGCGACCUGCACCGGACGCACUACGAACACAAAGUGUGUCUCCUUCCAGGGAUGAGGCCUCCUCGUCCGGCCUACACUCCGUCUCCAAACGGGAACGUUUUCCCGGCUGACAUGACAGCUGUCAAUCAAAGAGGACGUCCAAUCAGCAGUCAGUGGCAGACCCGCCUCCAGGACAUGUUGACUCCAUCGUCCUCCAGAGCGUAUAUUAUGGGAUGUGCUAUCAUCACCCUGCUGCUGCUGACCGUGCUGCUCAUCUUCUACUUUAUAGUCCAUCAGGGCGGUCUGAUCCGGACUCUGACUGAAGCUGUGAAGCAGAAAGAAGCUGCAGCGUCUGAAUUAUCGCUGCUGAUCCAAGAACUCCAGAGUCUGAGGCUGAACCUGACGUCCAUCAGAGGACAUGAGAGGACAUGAGGACAGAAGCAGACGUGGACUGGACAUAGAUGAGCUUCAUAUGGGACGGAGAUCUGUGGGAGUUUCUGGAUGAAACAUGUCAUUAGGAAGGUUUCUGAAACUCUAUCCUGCAGGUUGGAUUAGCAGUUCUUUUAGUCUGGAUGAUGGUUUUACCUUCCUGACAUGUUUCCUCUACGUCUGCUGUCCUCAGAGGACGAGGACAAGAACAAGGCUGUAGAACAGAAGACCAACCAGACAGGAACAUUCUCCUCAGAUGUUUUUAGGUAAAACAGAGGCUGGACGUUUUUAUUUAAUGAUGGAUCCUUUUUCCAACUGUUCAGUUUCUACCUUUCUUUCUUUCUAGACGUAAUGGAAACACGUCAGCGAUGUAAAACCAUCGUCCUCAUGAACUUUAUCAGAUAAAAGAGCUGCUAGUUGAACAGAAGAAAACGACAGAAUGAACGUUAUGAAUCUGCUGAAUCCUGUCAGGUGAUUCUAUGAAUGAACUUUAUAUUUAAUAAAAUCUCUGGUAUUAAGGCACGUUAUUAAUAAAAAUCUAUGAUUUAAACUUACUGUGUGUUAUAAACUGUACCAGCUGUUUCUGUAUUGAGCCAUAAAGAUUUUUGUGUUGUUUAUUUCUUGUGUGUUUAACUUGACCACAGUAUGAAGAUGACAAACACUUAAAUCACAUUUAUGAACACACUGGGGGGUUUCAGCAUGGAUCUCCUAGAAUUCAUAGUUAAACAUGUUUCUGUGUGAUUCUGUCCUAUUUUUACACAGCUACUGAUUUAUGAAGAGCCGUUUUUAAAAGGAAUAAAACCAUUUCUCAGAUUCUCA
Messenger RNA from Acanthochromis polyacanthus (spiny chromis), 1609 nucleotides. RefSeq lists its product as uncharacterized. The coding region runs from base 287 to 793 and encodes 168 amino acids. Lineage: Eukaryota; Metazoa; Chordata; Actinopteri; Pomacentridae. The transcript has 4 exons. The record is from RefSeq and is a predicted model, not a curated record.